AUGACCGCCCAAACAGACAAUGCGGAUUCCGAUGACAACCACGAAGGCGACCAUCUUACUGUUAUGGGGCUUGGGUGGUUUUGGAAAUCAUGGAGAGAUGGAGUGAUGGACUUAGAGAUGCAGAGAAUGAAUGUAGCUUCGGUGUGUUUCAAAGGUGAUAGGCAGGUUGAUUACUUUGAGCUCUCAAUGAUCGUACCAGAAGUAGGCAGUGUUCAAACGCAGAAACUUUGCCAGGAUGAUGAGCGCUCUGCCUUGUUGCAAUUCAAAGCUAGUUUCACUAUAGACAAGUCUGUUUCCCAAGAUCCCUUUGCUUAUCCUAAAGUUGCAUCCUGGGGUAGGCUAGAAGGAGAUCCUCAAAGGAGUAACUGUUGUUCAUGGGAUGGUGUUGAAUGCAACGACGUAUCUGGCCAUGUUAUUGGUCUUGACCUUGCCAGCAGCUAUCUUCAUGGUUCCAUCAACUCCAAUAGCAGUCUUUUUCAACUUGUUCAGUUGCAGAGGCUUGACCUCUCUGACAAUAACUUUAGCUUCUCUCAAAUACCAUCCAGAUUAGGCAAUGAUCUUACUAGUCUAACAUAUCUCAACCUUUCAAUGUCUUCAUUUUCUGGCCAAAUUCCAUCAGAAAUUUCAUAUCUAUCCAAGCUGUCUGCCCUUGAUCUGACUUCUGAUUAUAUGUUGGCACUUGAAAAGGCCAACUUCAGAAGUCUAAUUCAAAAUUUAACAGACAUAAAACAGCUUCAUCUUAGUAAGGUCUCUAUACUCUCCUCAGUGCCUAAUACACUGGUGAAUAUGUCUUCUCUCACAUCUCUCCGUCUUCAAGCAUGUAACUUGGAGGGAGAAUUCCCAGUAGGCAUUUUCCACCUACCAAACUUGCAAGUACUUGAUUUGGCCUAUAACGAUAAUCUUACCGGUUAUUUUCCUGAUUACCUUAACAGGAGCAGUCCCUUGAAGAUAUUGAAUUUGCAGUCAACCAAUUUCUCUGGUCAUCUACCUGCUUCAAUCGGAGACCUAAAUGCCUUAAAUUUGUUGAACAUUUCAUCCUGUCACUUUUAUCCCCAUGUUCCAUCUUCACUUUCCAACCUUACCCAGCUCAAUUUCCUAGAUCUUUCUUCCUUUUAUGACUAUAGUUAUCAACCUGACCUUCCAACAAUCCAUACUUUCGGUGGCCAAGUUUCAAAUUCCUGGUCUUGGGUUGGAAAGCUGACAAAUCUCAACCACUUGGUCCUUGUGGAUACCAACUUAAGGGGAGAUUUGCCAUGUUCUUUGGCAAAUCUGACUCAACUUUUGGAAUUAGACUUGAGCCAGAAUCACAUAACAGGUGAAAUCCCAUGUUGUUUGGCUCAUCUGACACAACUUUUCAAAUUAGACUUGGGCCACAAUCAAAUAACUGGUCAAAUCCCAUCUUGCCUUAUGCUUUUGACCCAAUUAACUUUGUUAGAUGUACGAUUCAACAAUCUCCAAGGAGCAAUUCCCAGGUCACUGUUACAGCUUAAAAGUCUUGAAUAUAUUUUCCUCAACUCAAAUAACUUGAGUGGAUAUGUUCAAUUCGAUGAGUUUUCCAAGCUCAAAAGGUUGAGGGGACUUCGUUUGUCGCUCAACAAGUUAUCUGUGCAGAUCAAAACUGGAUUUACUGCUAUUCUUCCAAAGCUUAAUUUACUAGAAUUGGGUUCAUGCAACUUGACAGAGUUUCCGGAAUUUUUGAAAUUCAGUAGUGAACUGAUGCAUCUAGAUCUAUCUGACAACAAUCUUCAUGGCCAAAUACCAAAAUGGAUGUGGAAUUCAACUAGUGAAACGUUGAGAUACCUCAACCUCUCUCACAACCACUUAACUGGAUUUGAAGAAAAUUCGAUCAUGAUUCCAUGGCAUCGGUUAAGCUCUUUACAGCUAGACUCUAACAUGUUACGAGGAUCACUGCCAAUUCCAGGGCUGUCAAUGGCAGUCUAUUCUGUUUCAAACAAUGAAUAUGAAGGAGAAAUUCCAGCAACAUUCUGUAAUGCGGGGACGCUAACUAUUCUUGAUUUGUCUAACAACAACCUGAAUGGCAUGAUUCCUCAAUGUUUUGAGAAUUUCGGAGCUCUUCAGAUAUUGAAACUGCGGAACAAUUCUUUUCACGGAGAUAUUCCUCAAAUAUGUUCAAACAGAUGUACGGAGUUGGCAGCGAUUGACUUGAGUUAUAAUCAGCUACAAGGGAAGCUACCAAGAUCAAUUGCUAAUUGUCCUCAGUUGAUGUUUCUUAAUUUGGGAAAUAAUCAGAUCAGUGAUACCUUCCCCUCUUGGUUAGGAGUGCUUCAACAGUUAAAAAUUCUCAUUUUGCGGUCCAAUAUAUUUCAUGGCAUAAUUGGAAAGCCUGCAAGUAGCCAUGAGUUCCCUAAGCUGUCCAUCAUUGAUUUAUCUAGCAAUGAUUUUUCAGGUCUGUUGCCCUCCAACUACUUAGAGAACUGGAAUGCCAUGAAAUUUGUUGAUGAAAACGAGCAAAUAUACGUCCAAUCCGCUGUCAUCUUCGGGAUGUAUCCAGACACGUUCCACUAUGAUUACCCGAUUACAGUUUUUAGCAAAGGUAUUCAAUUGAAGUAUUUCAAGACCCCUUAUCUUCUGAGACUCAUAGACCUCUCAAGUAACAAAUUUGAAGGAGAGAUUCCAGGUAUCAUUGGGAAUCUAACAGGGCUUCAUUUGCUCAAUCUUUGCAACAACACUCUCACUGGUCCCAUCCCCUCAUCUUUGGGGAACUUGACUGCUCUUGAAUCAUUGGAUCUCUCCCUAAAUCAGCUCUCAGGAAAGAUCCCCGGUGAUCUAGCACAACUGACAUUCCUUGCAUACUUCAAUGUAUCCCACAAUCGUCUCUAUGGUUCAAUCCCACAAGGUCGACAGUUUGAUACAUUCCAAGAGGAUAUGUACCGAGGAAACUCAGGUUUGUGUGGAAAACCUUUGUCAAAGAAAUGUGAGGAUUCUGAGAGCGCAACACCACAAACAAACUUUCAACAAGACCAAGACUCUGGGUUUCAAAUUGAGCUAGAUUGGUUUGUGGUGCUGCCAGGAGUUGUUACUGGUCUAAUAGUUGGAGUGGUUGGGGAAAACUUUUGGACAGCCAAGAAGCAUGAUUGGUUUAUAAAGGCAUUCAGCAGGAGGAGGGAGCCGAGAAGCACAAGGCGGAGGAGGGGACUCAGAACUUAG
Messenger RNA from Rosa chinensis, 3168 nucleotides. Its product is annotated as receptor-like protein 7. The transcript has 3 exons. Gene Ontology annotation, molecular function: protein binding. The coding region runs from base 1 to 3168 and encodes 1055 amino acids. NCBI's taxonomy places the organism in Eukaryota, Viridiplantae, Streptophyta, Magnoliopsida, Rosales, Rosaceae. The record is from RefSeq and is a predicted model, not a curated record.